AUGAAAAAGGAGAUGAAAUGAAAAAGGGAUGAUGAAUAUGCCGGGAAAUUAUAACCGAUCGGUGGUGCCGCCACCACCACCGCCUCUUUUAAAUCAAAGAGAAAUUAGGGAAGCUAUGUAUAAUCAAACAACAGUAGAUCAGGAUUGUCAUUAUGCAACAGGGAGUACAUUUGCUGCUGCAACUUUAUUUAUUUGUUUGUUCCUCUUCUUCAUCACCAAAUUCUUUAAUAUGUUGUUAGUACCAUUACAGCAACCUCGUCUCAUCACCGAACUAACGUGGGAUUAGUAGUAGGAAAUCUGGGGUUCAUGACACAAUUACUGGAGAUGGUGAUUCCACAAUUGGUUAGUUCAUUUGCAGAAAUGGGUAUGAGUUGUUACUUGCUAGUUUUAGGCUUAGAAAUGGAUCUGGCAUUGUUAGCCAAGAAACCAAAUCGCGAAGUUAUCGUAGCAUACACUGGAAUCAUCUCUACAUUCUUAAUCACAAGUACAGUAACACCAUUUAUAAAAUUAGGAAAAGAUGCUAAUACGAUCGGGUUUAUUGUCUCUCUUUCGAUAACCUUAACUGGUACUUCUUCACCCGUCUUAACUCGCUUAGUUACUGAUUUAAGAAUUAGCAGAUCGGAUAUUGGACGACUAGUAAUCGGUGCGGGACUGCAUACAGAUAUGGUAACGAUGCUACUAGUUUCGAUGUCUUUGGUUUUUCAUCCUUACAAAUCGAAGAAAAACGAUCAAAUGAAACUCAAAGAGGGGUUGCAUGUAGUUGUCGUAUUGGCUCUUAUUAUAGUGUUUCUCUCGACUGUAUUGCCUAUUUUUGUAAAUUGGUUAAAUGCGAGAAACCCAGUUGGGAAACCCAUGAAAGGUUCAGAUCUUGUUCUAUUUGUUGCUACAAUGAUGAUUCUAUGCACUACUGGACCUACAAUGGUUGGUUAUAGUCCUACCAUGGCGUCCUUCUUGAUCGGGUUAGCGUUUCCAAGAAAAGGGAGAUUGUCGAAGAUGAUGAUUAGUAAAAUCAAUCAAAUUAUGAACUACGUCAUGUUCCCGCUAUUUUUUAUCUGGAUUGGUGCAUUGGCUAGUUUCCGUGACCUGAGACCUGAUGAGAAAUUCAUAUGGCUCAAGUUACCAUCUUUAUACGCAAUCGUUACGAUAGGAAAGGUUUUAGGAGCUCUUCUUGCUGCGUAUCCUAUUAGGCAUCCAUGGACCUCCGAACAUUCCAUCUAUGAUCAACAUAAUGGAAUUUUCAAGGGGAAAUAAAGCAACAAGGAUUGGAGUUUAUGUUACAGAUAUGAUAGAAAUCAAUGACUGUAAUUCAACGAUAUUUGUUCCUGAGGUGGACGGUAGUUUAGAGAAUGCAACAAUGGCCGACGAAUCAGUGGUGUCCUUGAGAGAACAAAUAACAAAUGCGAUCUUAUCAUACGUAGAGGAAAGUGGUAAAGGGAUCAAUGUACAACGAUUACUUGCGAUAUCGACAUUUGCUAACAUGCACCAAGACUUGUGCAAUUUGGCUGAGGCAGUGCAGGCCUCGCUGCUUAUCUUGCCAUUUCACAGGAACCAGAGACCUGAUGGAAGGAUGGAUGGAGUUAAACAUGGGUUUAGAUAUGUGAACCGCAAGGUACAUGAUAUUUAUGUAGUCUCUUUAGUUUAUUUAUUACUAGACUAGAGCACUGACCAUGUUGGGAAAUGGUUAUGUGCAUAACAGGUUCUUCGACAAGCCCCGUGUUCAGUAGGAGUGCUAGUGGACAGAGGUCUUGGAAGGAUUCAGAAAAGAUCAGCGCCAACGGCGGCAUACAUAGAAGUUGCAGUUGUUUUCAUCGGAGGAAAAGAUGAUAGAGAAGCAUUAUACUAUGCAUCACGUGUAGCACAACAUCCUGGUAUUAAUCUAACAGCCGUUAGAUUUUUAGAAUAAACGGAUACAUCGAAAUCAUCAACAAGAAAACAUAGAAGAAAAUUACGUUCAGUGAUAAAAAUGGAAGAAGAAGAAAGAAAACUUGACGAUGAAUGUUUUACAGAAUUUUAUGAAAAAUCAAUGUCGCGUGGAAGAAUAGGAUACCUUGAAAAGCAUGUUAUUGAUGCCAAAGGUACAGUCUCGACGUUGAAAUCAUUCGAAGGACAUUAUGCUUUGUUUAUUGUAGGAAGAGGAGGUAGAGUUAAUUCGAUAUUAACGGCUGGGAUGAGUGAUUGGGAAGAGUGUCCUGAUUUGGGUCCAAUUGGAGAGAUUCUUGCGGAGUCUGAUUUUUCUCUUACGGCCUCUGUGUUAGUUGUUCAACAACAUUGUUUAGAUGGACUUGAAAAUGAGUUUACAGUCAUGUCAAUCUGAAAGGGUUCAUCUUUUUUCUUCUCUUUUUGACUAGUUGAUGUAGUUUGAUAAUAGUGAACGAUAUUGAUUGCUUAGAUUAAGAUGCAGCUUGUAUCAUGGUGUAGAUAUGGACGCAACAACGUAUACUCAUAAAAUUGUCUCAAAAGAUAAUUAGCUUUCGCAUAAUC
This is a messenger RNA of Papaver somniferum (opium poppy), 2481 nucleotides long. RefSeq names its product cation/H(+) antiporter 28-like. Bases 307 to 1251 code for a protein of 314 amino acids. Gene Ontology annotation, biological process: proton transmembrane transport; regulation of pH. The record is from RefSeq and is a predicted model, not a curated record. Lineage: Eukaryota; Viridiplantae; Streptophyta; Magnoliopsida; Ranunculales; Papaveraceae. Gene Ontology annotation, cellular component: membrane; endomembrane system. The transcript is spliced from 2 exons. Gene Ontology annotation, molecular function: antiporter activity.